AUGGCUCAACCCAAUACCCGUGUAGUCCAUAGUGGCCUUCAGUCCUCGCCCAGCAGCGAAUGGGUUCCAUUCACGUGGAAGGAACCGAAGCUGGGGGAGCAGAGCCGAGGCGAAGUCACCUUCACGCGGUCCUUCGGAGUAUCUGGAAAUCUGUCCUCCGGCUUCUGGAGGAUGGGCCCCAACUCACCAGGGGCCAAUCCCGAUGGCUCCAACAAGUGCACCUACUCGUCACCCCUGGGCGACGAGACCGCGUGCGUCAUCGACGGCUCGGCCACCCUGACGGUGGUGUCCACCGGCGAGAAGCACACUGUCGGCCCCGGGACUAUCAUCAGCACGCCCAAGAACCUUGAGGUCCUGUGGGAUAUCGACGCGCCCUUCUUCAAGAAGUGGUGGUGCAUCUGGGACGGCAGCGCGCCGGCGGCGGAUCCACCCACCACCAUAGGGAUCAACCAUGUCAGCGACAACCCCCCUGACUGGACCGAGUACCACUUCACCGAGCCCAAGGAGGGAGACCAGGUGGCCGGCGAGCUCUACUUCAUCCGGAACAGCGGGUCCACCGGCACCAUGUUGAGCGGCGUGUGGCGCUGUGGCAAGGGGAUCGCUGGGACGGACGUCGCCCCGGAUGGUACGUUGACUACGCCGUAUACCGGGACGCUUGGCGAUGAGACGAUCGUCCUCUUAGAGGGAGAGGUAGACGUGACGGAGACGGAGAGUGGUAAGAAACACUCGUUCAGGGCGGGCGAUGCUAUUGGGUUGACGUCUGGGAUGCACGUCACGUGGGUCUCGAAGGGACCUUUUUCUAAGAAGCUCUGGGUCAUUACUCGCGAUGUUCUUUCUAAUGAAUGA
Diaporthe citri is the source of this 846-nucleotide messenger RNA. RefSeq lists its product as uncharacterized. Bases 1 to 846 code for a protein of 281 amino acids. The transcript has a single exon. NCBI's taxonomy places the organism in Eukaryota, Fungi, Ascomycota, Sordariomycetes, Diaporthales, Diaporthaceae. The record is from RefSeq and is a predicted model, not a curated record.